AUGAUGUUCACCAAGGCUCUUGUUGCUGCUACCCUUGCCACCCUCACCGCGGCUCUCCCUCAGCCCACCGUUGUCCGUCGAGACGGCGGCGGCGCCGGUGUCACCAUCGUCAACCACAUGGACUCUGACGUCUACGCGUGGUCCGUCACCAACGGUGUCAGCAACAUGCAUACCCUCACUGCGGGCGGUGGCUCUUUCACCGAGAGCUGGCAGAGCAACCCCAACGGCGGCGGUGUCUCGAUCAAGCUUUCCACCAGCCAGGACCAGACCGACGUCCUGCAAUUCGAGUACACCGAGUCCGGUGAGACCCUCUUCUGGGACAUGUCGUGCAUCGACAUGGAUCGUGCCGCCUCCACCUUCACGAAGCACGGUUUCGAUGUCGCCCCCAGCCAAACCUCCACCGACUGCCCCGCCGUCAACUGCCAUGCAGGUGACACCUCUUGCGCUGAGGCCUACCUUCAGCCCAAGGACGACCACGCCACCCACGGCUGCCCCAUUGACACCAGCUUUGUCCUGACUCUCGGCGCGUAA
Molecule: messenger RNA, 531 nt
Organism: Aspergillus mulundensis
Lineage: Eukaryota; Fungi; Ascomycota; Eurotiomycetes; Eurotiales; Aspergillaceae
Product: putative extracellular thaumatin domain protein
Exons: 1
Coding region: 1-531 (176 amino acids)
Source: RefSeq, a predicted model, not a curated record